AUGGACGUUUCCCACUCCCUCGUGGCCCAUGCCACGACACUGGCGGCCCGUUCGGGCAUGUCAGGUUCCACCAGCGAACGACCCCCCGCAUACAAAGCCGUCGGCAUCGCACUGGCCGUCUCGUCGGGCCUCUUCAUCGGGACGUCCUUCGUGCUGAAGAAGACCGGCCUCCUCAAAGCCAACGUCAAGUACAACGAAGAAGCCGGCGAAGGGUACGGCUACCUCAAGAACGUCUGGUGGUGGUCGGGGAUGAUCCUCAUGAUCGUGGGCGAGAUCUGUAACUUCGUGGCGUAUGCCUUCGUCGACGCGAUCCUGGUGACGCCGCUGGGCGCCCUCUCCGUCGUCAUCACCACCAUCCUGUCCGCCAUCUUCCUCAAGGAGCGCCUGAGCUUCGUCGGCAAGGUCGGCUGUUUCUCGUGCAUCAUCGGCUCCGUCGUCAUCGCGCUGAAUGCCCCCGAGCAGUCGUCCGUCAGCGACAUCCAGGACAUGAAACACUAUGUCAUCGCUCCGGGCUUUCUGUCGUAUGCCGGCGUCGUCGUCGUCGGGUGCGCGGCUACCGCGUUCUGGGCCGGGCCCCGGUGGGGCAAGAAGAGCAUGUUUGUCUACAUCAGCAUCUGCAGUAUGAUCGGCGGCUUGAGUGUCGUGGCCACGCAGGGUCUGGGGGCCGCCAUUCUGGCCCAGAUCAACGGCAAGUCGCAGUUCAAGGAGUGGUUUCUCUACGUGCUGUUGGUUUUCGUGAUUGCCACCUUGUUGACGGAGAUUAUUUACCUCAAUAAAGCACUGAAUCUCUUUAAUGCCGCCCUCGUCACCCCCACUUACUACGUCUUCUUCACCAGCGCCACGAUCGUCUCCUCCGCCAUUCUGUUCCAGGGUUUCAAAGGGUCUGGCAUGCAGAUCGCCACCGUCAUCCUGGGCUUCCUCCAGAUCUGUGCAGGGGUGGUCCUGCUGCAGCUCUCCAAAUCCGCCAAGGAUGUCCCCGAUGCGGCGGUCUUCAAAGGCGACCUGGAUCAGAUCCGCGAGGUCGUCGCCCAGGAGGAGCCCGAGACGGAGCCCAAGGCUGACUCGAUCCGCGGUGCCGCGGCCAUUAUUCGACAGGUGUCGACGGCACGGCGCCACACGGAAGAGGAGGAAGCCCGACGGUAUUUCCGAGACCGACGGGAGGACCAGCUCAAACCUCCCGCAGAGAACGAGAUCAUUGAAUGGGACGGGCUGCGACGACGCAAGACCGUCCUGGGCCAGGGACCGACCAUGGCCCGGCCGCACACGCCUGGUAUGGUGCCGAAAAGCCCACUUCCGCCCCUGGGCAUGUCGCGAUUUCCCGAGGAAGCGGAGGAGGAGGAGGAGGAGCAUGGGGUCGACCGUCGACCGAGCACUAGACAGAGUGAACGGUCCUUCUUCGAUGGUCUGCGAUCGCGAGCCUCGAGUCUCAUCCAUCCCGGGCAAUGGCAUCAGGUGCACAACCCGGAGGACCACGUGGACCCGGUGCACCUGACCGUGUCACCCGUGCAUGGGAACCGGCCGGUGGACACGAGCUAUCACUCGCGCGAAGUCUCCAGCCCCAGCGACAUGACGCGGUCGGUCGCCUGGGCUGACGAGACGCAUGGCGUGGAACCGCCGCCGUACGAGGCCAAACGCCAAUUCUCCUUCAACACAGUCUUCAGCCGGAUCAAGCCGAAGCACGAGGCCGAGCCGCCCCAAACCCCCCAGUCGCCGCGGGGCAUCCUGCGCCGCAGCCAUCUGAGCCCUGGCAGCGAGCGGCAGGCCAUGAAGGGCGCCGCCACGGAAGAGGAGCGGCUGGGUCUGGUGAAGGGCGAUUCCCGCGUCGCCGACGACGAGGACUCGGACCUGCACGAGAAGCUACAACACGUUGACACCUCAUCCAGUGACUCCAGCAUGCCCGGCCCGAACCCGUAUGAGUCUUAUGAUUAUGGCUACGGCUACGGAUACGGAUACGAUGUGCAAUCGUCGCCGACGGAGAUGACGCACAGCAGCUGGCACGUCCCCUCAACGCGGCCAGUGGCUGGAGACGGCCACGCAGGCCACGCAGGCCACGACACAGCAGCAGCAGCAGCAGUCACGCCCUCCUCAUCGCGGCCGCGCGGGAAUCCGCUCCCGCCGCUCCCCGACGAGCCGUCGCUCAUCACGGGCGGCGACUCGCACGUGCGCGUCGAGCUCCGUUCGCCGACGAGUCCUGGUGGGACGGACGGACGAGGCUGGCGACGACCGGCCGAGGAUGGCCGUGGGGCCGGAGGGGGAGGGGGAGGGGGAGGGGGGGGACAGGGGGCGUUUAUAUAA
This is a messenger RNA of Aspergillus clavatus NRRL 1, 2295 nucleotides long. Its product is annotated as DUF803 domain membrane protein. Gene Ontology annotation, biological process: magnesium ion transport. Lineage: Eukaryota; Fungi; Ascomycota; Eurotiomycetes; Eurotiales; Aspergillaceae. The coding region runs from base 1 to 2295 and encodes 764 amino acids. Gene Ontology annotation, cellular component: membrane. The record is from RefSeq and is a predicted model, not a curated record. The transcript has 2 exons. Gene Ontology annotation, molecular function: magnesium ion transmembrane transporter activity.